Messenger RNA from Penicillium alfredii, 1377 nucleotides. Its product is annotated as putative sterol carrier protein. The record is from RefSeq and is a predicted model, not a curated record. NCBI's taxonomy places the organism in Eukaryota, Fungi, Ascomycota, Eurotiomycetes, Eurotiales, Aspergillaceae. Gene Ontology annotation, molecular function: acyltransferase activity, transferring groups other than amino-acyl groups. The coding region runs from base 1 to 1377 and encodes 458 amino acids. The transcript has 2 exons.
AUGGGUAAAAAACAAGCAGGUCCGGCCUAUGUCCUGGGCGUCGGCAUGACCAAGUUCAUCAAGCCCCGAGGCAAGGUCGACUACAAUGAGCUCGGCUAUGAGGCCGGAAUCAAAGCCAUGCUGGAUGCCAAGAUCAACUACGACGAUGUCGACCAGGGGGUGGCCUGCUACGUCUAUGGCGACAGCACCUGCGGCCAGCGGGUCUUCUACCAGUUCGGCCUCACCAACAUCCCCAUUUAUAAUGUCAACAACAACUGCUCGACUGGGUCAACAGGCCUUGCCAUGGGCCGAACCCUGGUGUCUCAUGGUGCUGCCGAUUGUGUGCUGGUGGUUGGAUUCGAGAAGAUGAAUCCUGGCAGCUUGCAGUCCAUGUACAACGACCGCACCAACCCGACAGGCCUGUUCGGCAUGAUGAUGGCCGAGACCCGGGGGAUUACCAACGCUCCGGGAGCAGCGCAGAUGUUUGGAAAUGCCGGCCGAGAAUAUAUCGAGAAGUACGGAGCCAAGAACGAGGACUUUGCCGAGAUCGCUCGGGUUAAUCACGAGCACUCCAAACGCAACCCCUACUCGCAAUUCCAGACCGAGUACUCACUGGAGCAGGUGCUGAACGCGCCGAUGAUUCACGAGCCGCUCACCAAGCUGCAAUGCUGCCCGACCUCGGACGGCGGUGCCGCCGCGGUAGUUGUCUCCCAGGAGUUCUUGGAUGCGCGCCCGCACCUGAAGGAACACGCCAUCCUGAUCGCGGGCCAAACCCUCGCCACCGACACCGACCAGGUCUACAACCGCAGCUCGAUCGACCUGAUGGGAUUCGGGAUGUCGCGGCACGCGUGCCGCACGGCCGUCGCCGAGGCCGGCGUGAAGAUCGAGGACAUCAAGGUGUGCGAGCUGCACGACUGCUUCUCGGCCAACGAGAUGAUCACCAUCGACGCCCUCGAAUUGAGUGACCCCGGCAAGGCCCAUGAGAUGGUCCGCCGCGGCGACAUCACCUACGGCGGGAAGAUGGUCAUUAACCCGUCCGGCGGUCUUAUUUCCAAGGGCCACCCGCUGGGUGCGACGGGUCUUGCCCAGUGCGCGGAGCUGGUUUGGCACCUGCGCGGCUGGGCCAACAACCGUUUGAUGGAUGGUACUGCUGCUGCCCUGCAGCAUAACCUUGGUCUUGGUGGUGCCGUUGUCGUGACUGUGUACAAGCGCGCUGAUGGAAAGGUUGCCGCCGCUGUGCCGUCGGAUGUGGUCGCCAAGGCCACUGGCUUGGGCUACAAUCCUGCUGUCGAGGCCCGGGGCUUCACGGCUGAGCAGGCCAAGUCGGUUUUGAGUAAGAAGCACAGCAGUGAGUGGGCUGUGGGCGAUACGUCGGAGCGGGUUCUCGCCCGGUUCUAG